AUGACCGGAGUUCGCGUGAUGGUUUAUGCUCCCAGACGAGCUCAUGGUAAAGGAGACGGAGACAAUACACAGGCAUGGAGAGAUGAGACAGAUGGUGAGGGAGAAACAAGGACAGAAUAUGAGGACACAAGGGACGCAGAGGACACAGUGCGGGGACUGGAUGGGAGGUUGCUCUGUGGGUCUCGCGUAAGCGUGGAGAUGUCCAACGGCGUGAGCCGGCGCUCGCGCUUUGGCCGCCCGCCGGCACGCCGCCCCUUUGACCCGACGGACCGCUGCUACCAGUGUGGCGAGCGCGGCCACUACGCCUACGACUGCCACCUGUACGGACGGCGCAAGCGAGGCGGCAGGAGCCACUCGCGCUCCCGCUCGCGCUCGCGCUCCCGUUCCCGCUCCCGCUCGCGAACUCGCUCGCGCUCCCACUCCCGAGGACGGCGCUACUCCCGCUCUCGCAGCCGGUCCCCGCGCAGGUCUCGCUCGCGCUCGUACGAGCGGAGGCGAAGCAGGUCUGGCUCGGAGCGGAGGCGCUCGCGCUCGUACUCCCCCCGGCGCCGCUCGCGCUCUGCCUCCCCUCGCCGCUCACGCUCGGGGUCCCUGCGGCGACGUUCGCGCUCCCCCUCUCCCGCCCCACGCUCCAGCCGCUCCAUGUCCCACCGCAGCGCCAGCGGCCGCAAGGACCUGGACUGAUUUCGCUGGCAAUGAGGAGGAGGAGGGAGAGAUACGAUCACAAAAGAUAACUGAGCAGCCCUGCCCACUGCCCGACAGCACAGCCACUACUGCGCUCGCACGUACACACGCACACACACGCGCUCGUCACCACCGCACGUAGCACCGCAACCAGUCUUUGCUCCUUUAAUUUCCCCAACUCCUCUUGCCGCAUUUGACCACCGCACAGCUGCAGAGGGUCCGUGAUAAGGCCUCGGUAACAGGACAGCCCCGCCUGGGUCUCUUCUAUCCCUCUUUUUUUUUCCACCGCACGACCGAACUGUGCCAGGGCCGUGCUCGUGGUUUUUUUUCAACUGCCAGGACCAGAGCCGCGCUGCUGACAGUCGCCCGUGUCCCCUCCCGCAGGUGCGCCCACUUUUGCAACGUACAAUGAAAAUGGUCUCCUCUGUGUCCUCAACCCACCGAGACAGAUUUAAUUGAGUUUCAUGCUUUGGUUUCAUGGCUCUGUUUGGCAAAUAGCCAGUGGAAAUGUACCCGUCAUCCUGGGGGCCAGUGGAAAAGAGAGGUAUCAGGAGAGAAGUCCUUAAUAGUCAUGUUUGACCAAUUCCCUUAUUCAUGGGCACGUAACGAUUCGGAGCAUACUCAGCAUGUUGGCGAUCUUGGUCGUGGCGAUAUAUAAUGUGGCGGGGGGUGGGGCGGUCACGAUUCUGGUUCAAGGAUUGUUUUCUCGCUGUCUUAUACCGUUUCGGUUAUUAUUGCCAGCCUUGUCCUGGCUUUUGCUGGUCCUCUGCUAGCUGAUAUCCACGUGGGCAAAUUGUAUAGACUGUACAUAAUCGGUUCAGGGGCGUGCGUCCGAGCAUGAUAAUUGAUUUUUAUCCACUAUUCGUUACACGCCUACAUGUUAAGUUUUGUUUUAACGUGGGAGGGGAAGCUCCGUGCCCGGAGAGAGAUAAUUAUUUCUCCCGACUGCCCAACACGCGACCGUUUGAAUCCGCCGAUGAGGGAUUGCCAAACAUCCCCAGGGUGCGACGGCGAACAUCUGGGGUCCAUCUCAUUGCUUGCAGGGGCUCCCCCACCCUGUUGUGGAAUUCGAUUCCCCGUCAGAUAAUUGACCGCCUGACCGUCCGAAGGUAAAAAAAAAAAAUUAAAACGUACCCGUUCUGCCUCGCUUUCACAGGCGGAAACCUAAAUCAAGUUACGAAAUGUACGGUUAGCAGAUCAACCUAAUUGCUAUUUUAAUUAGCAUUGGGUUAGUGUUUUAAAAGGUGGAUAAUUUCACGUACAGGGUGGGAGGCAGCGCCUGGCUGCACCAUUGGCCAGCACCGCGUCGUCCAAAAUUCACCCACCAGAACUCCGAAUCCUUCAUCGACAACAUCUCUCCAACACAACAUUUCACGCCUGUUUGUGGAUUUAUACAUAACUUAACAUCUCUUGUACGGAUGUUGAACUUCCUUUGCACCGCACGUGGCCAACUGUGCUAAUCGGAGGUGCGGGGGAAGGACAACAAACUAAACUCACGUGCGCGCACGCACACGCCAAUAUGAUUCUGGAAAAUAAUUAGACGUUUCUCCCCUUGGAUUUUCAUCAGAGUUUUAAUUUGGCGUGUAAGAGUGAUUGCGCCCAGAUAACAAUCCAGUAAUGCCAUAGGCAAACGAAACACUUCGAAUUUUGCCGGCCGGCCCAUCAGACCUACUUGCUGUACAGGCAGCACCUCAUCGGCCCGGUAUGUGGACGUCUCGCGCACGCAUGCUCGUGAUCCGCCCACCCCUUAUUCGCACAUCUAAUCAAAACCACGCCUAGUGUGGUUAUAUCGGUGUACGCUGUACAGCAUAGUACUUCCACGCGCUGUCAGAAAUGUCAUUGAAAGGGAGUUUGUGUGUGAAAAUAACAUGUAGUUGAUUUUAGAUACGAAUGUGGUUUUGUAUUAAAUGUUAUUUUGUCCUUUAGUUCCUGUGGCUUUUUUUAUGGAGCUAUGGGCCCACAUGCGCUCUACAACGGCGGAGAAGGCAGUGCAAGCAACAACCAUUGCUGCUUUACUUUCUGUGCUCUCCACGUCUCUGUACCCCCCUCCGCCUUCACCGACCUCCCCCACCGACCAGCGCAGCGAAGUGCUUCAAGGUGGAGGUGGAAAGCCCCUCAUCCAGCAGUGGAUUGACCAGGGCUGCGUGCGUGUACCACCUGCGCUGAGUUAACUCGACCUGCUUGGAGGCGGGCACGAGCUACCAACAUCUGGAUGCGUGCAAAGCGCUUGUUUGUGUUGUGUAGCAAGUAACUCGACAGGUUAAAAUAAUUUGUGAAUACGCUAACGUGUGAAGUACUGUAUGGGUCCUCAAACUCUCCGCUUUAUCCAAGGCUUGUUUAUACUACAAUGUCGCUCUUCCUAACUUCACAGUUGAAGCGUUUGUGCAGCACAAACAUUGCAUCAAUGCUGUAGAGGCCUCUUCACUGCUAUUGCAUUUUUAUUAGGAAUUGCAACUUGACCCAUACCUAGCGGUGAUGUGAGGACGCCGCUUUCUGCAAGCGAUAGAGCUGCUCUCUGGCUCUGCCGCGAACACGCUCUCAGCAAAUCGCGUACCUUCACGAUUUCACUUUGUAAGUGAAUGGAGGGCGCUGCAGAUAGCGGGCUCUAAAAUCUGAGGAUUGCAAUGCGUUGCCCAGUCUCCCGCUUAAUUUUCCGUCCCGCCUUGUUAUCUUUUGAGACUCUGUACAGCAACAUCUAGGCUUGCCGCCCUCUCUCUCCUCGCUGACACCCCCCUCCGCCGCUCCGUUUCAUUCUUUACCUCUGCCCUGACUCAAAACAAGACCGCGGCAUCUGGGCUAAACGCCGUUGCUCAAAACUGAGAGCGAGAGACGAGGUGCCGGGUUGGGACCGCGAGCGUCGGAGUUGCCAAGCCGCCGUUGCCUCCCGCCCUUUCCGCGGUGGAAAGCAUUUGCGGGCGCUCGGGCCAAUGGCUGGUUCUUGCACUAAGAGACCUGGUGGCUCGAAUGCAAUUGCGCAACACGUGAAAGAGCAACGCGAUCGCAAUGUAACCCUGUAAAUGUCAUUUCAAUGCGGCGUUGAUCUUUUUUUUAGACGUGCAAUUGUAAUCGACCCCCCCCCCUCCUCCCGUGUCUGCGUGUGACCGAGCGGGACAAAUGAGACACGGGUGCCCCCCCCCCCCACCUAUGGCGGACAAAGCAUUGCAGAGCCCGCUAAAACUGAAAUUCCAGCGGGCACGAACUCUGAACCGGACAGGAGGGGGUUAAAGUGAAAAAUAAUGCAAUAAAGCGUUGAGAACUGCCGUACUUGUGUAAAACACCGACACGCGCGAGUGUUGUACCCUUCGUGAAAGAUGAAAGCUAAGAAAGGGCUUGUUUGAGAAUCGGAAAGUAUACCCCCCCCCCUGCCGGCCUCCCUACCUGUGCCCCUAGGCCAGAGGUCGCAAACGGGUUUUGAUUCCUUACCCGUACCCGGCCGCACCAGGGUCGCAAAUGGGUACCCGUACCCGGCCGGGUACGGAUACCCGUUCCCUACCCAUAUCCGUACCCUACCCGAAAUGAGUGACAAACGGCUACUCACCAGUGACUUACGGCCUACCCAUACCCGCCACACCGGCCGGGUACGGGUAGCCGGGUAUCGGGUAGGGUACGGGUAUCGGGUACCCGGUUGCGACCUCUGCCGUAGGCAAACGUUCUGAGGCCCCGUAGCAUUUGUGGCUGGGUUCGACUCGCGCACGUGUGAGCCGUGCAAUGCGUCCCUCCGCUCGGUGUGGUACAAUGCAAUGCUGUCUCCGGGGUUCGAUUGUCAUCGAGAGCCGUAACUGCCACGUUUAUUUUUUUGUUCGUUUUUUUUCGCUUUACCAGGCUAUGCGCGGGUUUUGUAUAAAAUGCCUAACGUUUUGGAGCCAGUGGCUGCCACAGGUGUAAUGUUGGUAUUGCAAAGAUUAAAAUGAAGGAAUUUCAUAGUUAACCUUGCCACGACGACGACGACAUGGGAAGCGUCAAAAGUCACUGCGUCCCCAAAUUCAAAUACGUUUUGGGUGGCAGUCUAUUGGUGGCCCUGAGGCAGUGAUGGUAAUUCCACAUUCCUGUGGCGAGCAUCGGCCUUUCUGUAAGACAUACGUUUGACAUUAAGUGGUACUAAUUUUACAGACCCCAGGGAGGCAUGAUGGGCUCGGGUGAUCCCUGACCUAGAUUUGAACUCCUAGCCAGAGGCGCCAACAAAUUGGGGGCGAGGAUGGCGGUAAUUUCUGGCAAAGCACGUAUGGUACACACCUGAAAUUCGGCCAUACAUUUUCAAAUACCUGGGGUUUAUUUAAAGUUGUGUGUCAUGGGAUAAAAGCAUAAUCUAUAGCUUCUUCCAGCACCGUGAACAGCCAUAGAUGUGUGCUUUGUGGUGCGAUUGCCGAAUGUUUUUUUUGUCUCCUGGGUCCGUCGGCUGUCGUUUGUUCGGUCAUCUUAGGUGAAACCGAGUUUUUGCUGACAGCUUUCGAGUGUUUGUACUGUGACGUGAGCGGGUGAUGCGGUUUACUUACGAUGAUUUGUUUGAUGCUUCGUUUUGUUUACCCUCAAUUUAAUUUAUAUUUUUUUAAAGUCGAUAAUAUGUUCAAAUCCGCCAAAAAGUUGGCACGGAUUUGAACUAUUAAUUACCACCCCCCCCCCCCCUCCGUUGCGUUCCUUUAAUAAGAUAAUUAAACCAUUGUAAGAAGAUAACCAAGGCAGAAAUUUCCGUUGGGACCUGCUGAACUCCGAUCCGUUCGGUUUCGUUUUUUUGCCACCCAGCUUCAGCCUGAUCAGACGUGAUGCCUUUAUAACUUGGUCAGCUGCUGGAUUGUUGAGUGAGGUGAAUAAAUUUUUUAUGUUUGAGCCAGUCAAAGCAGCGUUGAUAUUCCCAAUCUCUUAAAAGCACAUCGCUUGUCCUCGUUUCCACGAAAAGAUUCGCUCGGGUUUGGAUCGAUCGUUACGGCGUUACGUGCCGAUUUCACGCUGCCGUUAAUUGUGCUUUGUCUGCCCCGUGUCAGUGCUUGCGUCCAGAUUGUUCACCCUCUCGUGCAUGGAUCGUUAAGAUGAUAACAUGAAACCGCUGCCUUGUACGGUGUGGACGAGAGGUCACUCGAAUAUCGAAGGGGUCUCGGAGGUAGCUCUGUGAUGUGUGUCUGCUUCUGCAGACACAUCUCACGACAUGUAUAUGAAAGUGUGAUUCGGUAUACAAUGGAUUUGGGAAAUAACAAAGAUGUGAAAACCCAAGCUAGUUUAUAUUGGGUGUAUUGUGAAUUUUAGUCAGGAUUGCCCCCCCCACAACCCCUUCCGUCAGAUCUGUUGAAAGUGUUUAAUCAUUCACAAACAAAUCUGGUCAUGGUCUCUGCAGUGGACUUCAUCCAUCGGCCACCUUCGAAUACCAGCAAGCGCCGCUUCACCCAGAGCUUCUGCCGUGGUAGCCGCCUUGGCCACCACUAGGCGGCAAACACGGAGUAAGAUGAUGUCCUUCAGAGGGGACUUGCACCAAAAAUAUUUGAGGCGUGUGCAGCAGUACGUAGCCAGCCAUGGCUAAUCGAAGGUGCGGGGGAAGGACAACAAACUAAAAAGUUUUCAAGAAAUUAGUUUUCAAUCUAGAAGAUUAUUUAAAAGUGCCUGGCUCACAGUGACUUCAUAAUAUCGGAAGGAAGAGCGUUCCAGACGGCCGCAGAAGCGCACCUGAAAGUGCCAAGCGAUGCGGUGACCGUCUUUGUUCGACGGUUAUCCGAAAUCCGCUGCGAGGUUGAUUGGUGGAUUGAUAAAGGACUCGCAAUUAGUGUUGCAAGUUAAAAUCCUGCUUGUAUGUAUAAUGAGCUUCUUUUGUGUCGGACGUAGCCAACCGCGCUAAUCGAAGGUGCGGGGGAGAAGGACAACAAAACUAAAGAACAACAACAACAAGCAGUUCUCACCACGCUGACUGGCGUGGGGAAAUAUUGGGGCGGGGACCGUUUAGAUUUUUAUUUUGCAUUGUUCUUUCAGAAAGCCCGAGGUGACGACAGCGGCGUCAUCGUACCGGUUUUCCGUGACGUUGCGUUCAAUCGCCGUCGGUUUUCUGUGGCAUCGCUGAGACGAGAACGUCGGCAAGUCGUAGCGGUGCACGAGAGGGUUAAUCUGGAUGUUGACUCGGCAGUUACCCUGAACGAGGGGGGGAUGAGCAAAGUGUGUGGAGGGGUUUUUUUUUCGUCUUCUGUGUUAAUUUGCAUCACUCCCGUCAUUGUGUAUACGUGUGGGGGUGUGAUUUUUUUUUUUACUAUUGAGUCGAUGUUGUGAUAUUCGUGCAGAUGACGACGAUGACACCCCGUGCGUAAAUAACCCGGCAGGUGAACGUGAACAUGACACGACAACCCCUCGCGGCCUCCCGUUCCCCCGGACCUCGAGUGGACAAAAACGAAAACGCCACCUCGUGAAUUUUUUGUGAGCGAGCUACUGACCAUCUCUCCCGUUGCGUUUUCCGGUCGAUGUCCCGACUUUCCACUGCGCCUGCCUGGCAGCUUACCUUAGCGAGGUGUUAACUACCUCGCCUGGUAUGCAGGAGGUCUUGGGUUCGGUCCUGACCCUGAGGCCUGCUGUUUAUUUGGAGUGUUCGUGUAGAUUUUUCUCCGGGUCUUCAGGGUUUUCCCUACACAUUUCACAUCGACAUCACGUGUUUUACAGUAUUUGGCUGCUCUCAAUGUCCACGUGAUAAGCCACUCUGUUGAGCUAUCUUUUGUGGCUGGGUCGCUUCUGAAAGAUAUCUAUAUAGCUCAGUGGGCCUCACCUGGUAAAAUACAAAAAAUGUAAUAGAAAUCAAUAGUUUAGAAAGUGAAAUCAGUUUCAUUCUCAUGUAUGUUGAACUUCUUUCGCACGGGACGCAGCCGACCGUGUUAAUUCAGUUCCAUUCAGCCCAUGGCUGUUUUGCAGGCUGAGUGGGUAAAAGUAAGUUUAAAGCGUAUUAAUUGAAUCAUUUGGGUACUGAAUUCAGAAGCGCGCAAUCUAAGGAUAAAAUUUUGCCUUGCAAAUUCGAAUUGCUGUGAAGCUCCCGGCAAAUGGGGCGAAACGUCAGACAUCGUACUGAACAACACGCGGUACACCCUAAAAACGCAUCGGGAGAGCUGAAUUUCUUUCUAAUUUUCAUUGUCACAAAAACCUUCCGACUAUUCAAGGCAUGGUGCUAAAUGUACAUUUAAGAUACAAAAAAAAGAACGCUUCCAAGAAUACACCGCAGCCGUUCUUUAUACACCCUGGCGAACGCCGUGCGGUCCGCUUGCUGUUCAGCAGCUGUAGAUUGGGCGGGUAACGGGGAGUCGAACCGAUCCAUUCCUCGCCGACACCGACCUUGACGGGAGACCGCGCGGGGACUGUCGUAGCAACGAUUGCGAGCCCUCGUUUUUUUUUUUCUGGCUCGCUUUUCUUUUUUGUUGUUAUAUUUCGUUUUUUGUUGAUGCGUUUAUUGGUUUCGAAGAUGUGAACGAGCCGAGGCUUUAUUCUUUUUUUGAACAGCCAGAGCCUCGAAUAAAGCCGAGUGAUUUCACUGA
Lethenteron reissneri (Far Eastern brook lamprey) is the source of this 8171-nucleotide messenger RNA. RefSeq names its product serine/arginine-rich splicing factor 7-like. NCBI's taxonomy places the organism in Eukaryota, Metazoa, Chordata, Hyperoartia, Petromyzontiformes, Petromyzontidae. Gene Ontology annotation, molecular function: nucleic acid binding; zinc ion binding. The record is from RefSeq and is a predicted model, not a curated record.